Messenger RNA from Prunus armeniaca (apricot), 2190 nucleotides. The record is from the annotation of a GenBank genome assembly. Lineage: Eukaryota; Viridiplantae; Streptophyta; Magnoliopsida; Rosales; Rosaceae.
AUGGUAGAACUGCAAAAUGGUUUCAAAGUGAAGUGUGUGAGAAGUGAUAAAGGAGGUGAAUUCACAUCUAGUGAAUUCAAAAAAUUAUGUGAAGAAUGUGGCAUUCAAAGACAACUAACCACAUCCUAUACUCCACAACAAAAUGGAGUGGUGGAGAGGAAAAAUAGAACUGUGGUGGAAAUGGCCAAGGCAAUGCUUCAUGAGAAGAAUAUGCCUUACUCUCUAUGGGCAGAAGCUGUUCACACAGUUGUGUAUCUCCUAAAUCGUUCACCCACCAAGGCACUAGAAAAUAUCACUCCAUUUGAAGCAUAUAGUGGUAGAAAACCAGGUAUUAGUCAUCUCAAAGUGUUUGGAUCACUUUGUUAUGUACAUGUACCAACAGAAACAAGGCAGAAACUAGAUGCUAAGAGUGUCAAAAGGGUUUUUGUUGGAUAUGCUGUUUGUGAAAAGGGGUACAGGGUAUUUGAUCCUUUCACUAAGAAGUUGAUUUUGUCAAGAGAUGUUGUGUUUGAUGAAAGUAUGACUUGGAACUGGAAAGCACAGAUAGAAAUACCUACUGCAGUGACAAAUACUCAAGAUCAAUCUAAAACUGAGAUUGAUUCCAGUCUACAUGAAGUAACAGAAGUAGACAACAAUUGUGCUAGUCCUUGCAGCUCUUCUCAAGCUAAAGAACAAGAGAGAAAUAUCCAUGAAACUGCUGAGAUCACUAAACCUUAUGAUCAUACACUAGUCAAGUGGAGAAGCAUAAAUGAUAUUCUGGCACAAUGCAAUCUCUGCAUUGUAGAGCCAGAGAAGUAUGAAGAAGCUGCACAGGAUCAGUCAUGGAUAAAAACAAUGGAGGAUGAACUAUCUAUGAUUGAGAAAAAUGGAACUUGGGAACUUGUGAACAAACCAAGUGACAAACAAGUUAUUGGAGUGAAAUGGGUGUUCAAGACCAAACUAAAUCUAGAUGGUUCAGUGCAAAAGAACAAGGCAAGAUUGGUUGCUAAGGGAUAUGUGCAGAAACCAGGAAUUGACUAUAAUGAAACUUUUGCUCCAGUUGUUAGAUUGGACACAAUCAGGACCUUAAUUGCUCUUGCUGCACAAAAGGGCUGGAAGUUAUAUCAACUAGAUGUCAAGUCAGCAUUCUUAAAUGGAAAGCUGCAAGAAGAAGUGUAUGUUGAGCAACCUGAGGGAUUUGUGGUUCAAGGCAAAGAAGAUAAAGUUUAUAGACUGCACAAGGCUCUUUAUAGGUUAAAACAGGCACCUAGAGCCUGGUAUGGAGAAAUUGACAGAUACUUUGCUGAGUGUGGGUUUGAGAAAAGCUUGAGUGAAGCCACUUUUUAUACCAAGACAAGGGGAGAAAAUGAUAUACUAAUUGUAUCCAUCUAUGUGGAUGAUAUAAUGUACACAGGAAGCAAUCAAGGAAUGUUGAAUAAGUUCAAGAAAGACAUGAAAGAGAAGUAUGAAAUGACGGACUUGGGACUUCUCCAUCACUUUCUAAGAAUGAGGGUGAUUCAGACAGAUUCAAGCAUCUUUAUUCACGAAAGGAAGUAUGCAUCUUCUUUGUUGAAUAAAUUUGGCUUAACUGACUGUAAGCCUGUGUCUACUCCUCUUGUAGCCACAGAAAAGUUGAUCAAGGAUGAUGGAAAUGGUGCUGCUGAUGAAGAGAAUUAUAGAAAGCUUGAAGGAAGCUUACUGUACCUUACUACUACAAGACCAGAUGUGAUGUAUGCUACAAGUUUGCUAGCUAGAUAUUUGCAUGGUCCUUCUAAUAAGCACUAUGGAACAGCUAAGAGGGUGCUAAGGUAUGUUAAAGGAACAUUAGACUAUGGUUUGAUGUAUGAGAAAGGCAAGAAGGCAGUGUUGGUUGGAUACUGUGACAGUGAUUGGGGAGGCUCUAUUGAAGAUAGCAAAAGUACAUAUGGCUAUGCAUUCUCAUUUGGAAAUGGAGUCUUUUCAUGGGCUUCUGUCAAGCAAAGUUGUGUUGCUCUCUCAACUGCAGAAGUAGAAUAUGUUAGUGCUUCAGAAGCUACAACUCAAGCUAUAUGGCUUAGGUUUGUCUUGGAGGAUUUUGGUGAACUACAAACAGAAGCUACUCCUCUGAAAUGUGACAACACAUCUGCAAUCUCAAUCACAAAGAAUCCAAUUUUGCAUCAAAGGACAAAGCACAUUGACAGGAGGUAUCAUUUCAUUAAGGAUGCUCUAUAA